Messenger RNA from Exaiptasia diaphana, 516 nucleotides. Its product is annotated as gastrula zinc finger protein XlCGF29.1-like. The record is from RefSeq and is a predicted model, not a curated record. The transcript is spliced from 3 exons. Gene Ontology annotation, biological process: regulation of transcription by RNA polymerase II. Lineage: Eukaryota; Metazoa; Cnidaria; Anthozoa; Actiniaria; Aiptasiidae. Bases 1 to 516 code for a protein of 171 amino acids. Gene Ontology annotation, molecular function: RNA polymerase II cis-regulatory region sequence-specific DNA binding; DNA-binding transcription factor activity.
AUGGCGGACGAAAUGAAUUUAACCGAAUCUUCAACCGAAAAUUCCACUCAAAAGAAGUCAAUUAAGAAGCCAUCUGGGUGGAAUACAUUUUUUCAAACAGUUGCUAAAGACGUUCUAGAAGAACUUGGACCUGAUUCGAACACCUCAAGUAUUGGACAGGCGUCAAGUGUGGCAGGCCGCAUGUGGAAAAGUCUGCCAAAGGACAGGAGAAUGGACUGGAGCAAAAAAGCACAAACAAUCAGAGAGAACCUGGAUACUGGUAUACCUCUUCAAGAAAAUACAUGCCCCAUUUGUGAUAAGGUGUUUAACAGGGCAAAAGACUGCAAAUAUCACAUCAAAGGCUGCAAGGAAUGUGCUUGUGAUGUUUGUGGACUAACCUUCAAACAUACUGCCAAGUUAGACAGGCACCAGAAAAAGGAGCACUUAGGAACAUUUAACUGCACAGUUUGCAAUAAAACAUUUGCAGAAAAAAGGAACUUGAAAAGGCACCAAUCUAUCCACAGCAACAAGAACUAG